Molecule: messenger RNA, 1806 nt
Organism: Synchytrium microbalum
Lineage: Eukaryota; Fungi; Chytridiomycota; Chytridiomycetes; Synchytriales; Synchytriaceae
Exons: 4
Coding region: 1-1806 (601 amino acids)
Molecular function (GO): protein binding
Source: RefSeq, a predicted model, not a curated record
AUGACAGGAUCAGAGGCCCUGCCAUUUUCAUUCGAGGACGCCAUCUCGAAAGCUGAUGAAACUCGGCAUCCGUCACUACAGCAAUUUGUUGGUGAUUGCUUGUUUCAUGGUCAUCAAGAUUUAAAAGUCAAGAUCAACAAGGAACUGGCAUUCUCGUACUAUAAGGAAGGAGCUCGACAAAAGCACAUGCCAUCACUCAAGAGUUUGGCAAAUUGUUAUUGGACUGGAGAAGGAGCAAGAUAUAAUCCCCAUAAAGCAAUCAAGCUGCUGACACAUGUUGUCGCAGCAACCAAUGAACUAGAUAGUAUCAAGAGACUCGCUGCUUGGCAUUGGCAGUUUGGCGAAAUGCCUUCCUCUUCAAAGGCUCCAAAGAAGAUUGAUGACGAGACAGACGAAGGAGAAUCUGAUCGCGACGACGAUGACACGUCAGAAGAAGAAGAAGAUGACGAUGAUCCUGAUCCUGAUGAUGAUACUAUUACAUCACGAAAUCCAGGACACGCUACAUGUCUAAAACUCUUGUUACGUGCUUCAGCCAUGGGCGACAUAUCAUCAACCCAUCAAGCAGCCUCAAUAUUCUUAAACGGCUAUGAGAGAAUCAUACCCGCAAAUCCUAAAAAAGCUGAAGAGUUAUUGGAAUAUGCUGUCUCGCUCGGUGAUUCUGAUGCCACGAUUAAACUCGCCAAUUUUCAUUACGAGCAAGUAUUGAUUGCUUCCUCAUCAAUUUUUGUGUCACCGCAAAAACCGAAUACAACACCACAACAACCUACUAGACGUAAUCCGUUGAAUGGCGCAUCGCCUAAAACGCCAACAUCACAACAACAACACUCGCAAGCUCAAUCUCAGUUAAUGGCAAUGGCACUUCGACCAAUGCCAUCCGCUUUAUGUAUCUUGGCUGAUCGAGCUAAAGAGCAUUUAGAACGUGCUGCUGCUUUAGGAGAUGCUGGGUCUUUAAUAGCUCUAGGUGACUUGUAUCGGGAUGGUAGAAUCACCUCUGAGGAAGGACUGGAUUGUAAACUUAAGGCACUGGAACUUUAUUCACUUGCUAGUGAAAAGUAUGAUGUCAAGGGCAUGUUUUCUGCUGCUCAUAUGCUUGUGACGGGUGAUGGUGUGCCUGUAGAUUUGAGAAGAGCAUUCCAAUUCUUGCUAAGAGCAUCCAAAAUAUCAUCCACACCACGAUUACGUGAUUUGGCAGACUUUCUGUCUGCUCAUCCGCUACCAACCAUCGAAUCUUCUAGAGGCGCCUCUUCCUCAGACAUGAUAGACGACAAUGAUGAACCCCACGAUCCAACUCCAUACUUGCUAUACAUAUCUUCAUACGAAACAGAACAUGACGAAACAUGUCUCAUACCCAUCGUUUCAUGUCUAUUGACGGGAUCGUUGGGGGCACCAUUGAAUAUUCCAUUGGCAAUUCAUUAUCUUGAUCAAGCCAUGGAUUCUGCAGAUGCAGAUUUGAAGGUUAUGGCUAGUGCUGUGCUGGAAGCUGCUAGAGCUGAGGGGCUGAUACGUGAUUUGCGUCUUGCGAAAAUGGAUGAAGGGGAUGAUGGUGAGGAGGAUGUACAAAUGGAAAGUGAUGGUGAAGAGCUGCAAGAGGACGAAGAGGAUGGUGGCGAGCCAAUGCAGCAGGGAGAUGAAGAGAAGGGUAUCGGCGAAGAUGAUGGUGAUGGUGAAAACGAUGGUGGUGGUGAAGAGAUGCAAGAGGAGGAGGAGCAUGGUGUUGAGCCAAUGCGCCAGGCAGAUCAAGAAAAGGGUGCUGGUGAACCUGAUGGUGAGGAUGGUGGUGACAAGCCAAUGAUGGCCAACGGUUGA